Molecule: messenger RNA, 333 nt
Organism: Colletotrichum gloeosporioides
Lineage: Eukaryota; Fungi; Ascomycota; Sordariomycetes; Glomerellales; Glomerellaceae
Product: Alpha-glucosidase
Exons: 1
Source: RefSeq, a predicted model, not a curated record
CAGGUAGUACUCUCCCGUGGUCUCGUCCCACUCCCACGCACUGCCUUGGAAGUGCGACUUCCAGUUGUUGGGAGGCUGGCGGUUGCCGUUGGCGUCGUACUUUGCCGGGCGCCAGAUGUACCAGUCGCGGUAAGGGUUCGUCUUGGAGGAGCGGGACUGCUUGAACCAUUCGUGCUGGUCACUGGUGUGGUUGACGACGAGGUCGAGGACAAGCUUCAUGCCGCGGGCGUGCAAGGCAUCCUUGAGCUCGUCGACGUCGGCAACGGUGCCGUAGGGGGCGUGGAUUUCGCGAUAGUUGCUAAUGUCAUAGCCCUGCCAAUUGUGUCAGUCUGA